UAUUUCUGCCUAUAAAUACCCAUCAACUCUUCUGUAUUCUCAUCAUAUUCUACACCAACUUAAACAGCUAUAAACUCAUUCUUGAAAGCGAGAGAGAUACCGAGAGAGAGAGAGAGAGAGAGAGAGAGAGAGGAGAGAGAUAUACAGAGAGAGAUGUUUCAUAAGAUUGUGGAUGCGAUUACAGGGCACGAUGAUGAGAGACAGCAAAUAAAGGGAAGAGUUGUAUUGAUGAAGAAGAAUGUGUUGGAUUUCACAGAUCUCAGUUCUUCAGUUGUUGACAGAUUUGAUGAGCUUCUUCAUAGAAGAGUUUCUUUUCAGCUCAUCAGUUCCGUUAAUCCUGAUACUUCAGACGGUGGAUUGAAGGGGAAACUUGGAAGUCCGGCAUACUUGGAAGAUUGGAUAACAACAAUCACUCCUAUAAAUGCUGGAGAAUCAGCUUUUGAUGUUACAUUUGAUUGGGAAGAAGAUGUGGGAGUUCCUGGUGCAUUCAUUGUCAAAAAUUUCCAUCACAGUGAAUUUUACCUCAGGACACUUACCUUACAGGAUGUUCCCGGUCACGGUGACAUCCAGUUUAUCUGCAAUUCAUGGGUUUAUCCGGCUGAUAAGUACACAACAGAUCGCGUUUUCUUCACUAAUAAUACGUAUCUUCCUAGUGAAACUCCAGCUCCGUUGCUUGAAUAUAGAAAACAAGAAUUGGUUACGUUGAGAGGAAAUGGAACUGGAAUGCUUGAGGAAUGGGACAGAGUUUAUGACUAUGCUUUUUACAAUGAUUUGGGAGAUCCGGAUAGUGAUCCAAAGAAUGCUCGUCCAGUGCUUGGAGGAUCAGCUGAAUUCCCUUAUCCUCGUAGGGGAAGGACAGGCAGACCGCCUACAAAAGCAGAUCCUAAAACCGAGAGUAGGCUACCACUUAUUUUUAGCUUGAACAUUUAUGUUCCUAGAGAUGAGCGAUUUGGACACUUGAAGUUGUCGGAUUUUCUUGCCUAUGCUCUAAAAUCCAUUGCUCAGUUUCUUCUUCCAGAAUUUGAGGCUUUAUGUGACAGCACUCCAGAUGAAUUUGACACUUUUGAAGAUGUUUUAAAAUUAUAUGAAGGUGGAAUCAAAUUACCAGAAGGCCCUUUACUUGAUAAUAUCAGGGAGAACAUUCCAUUGGAGUUGCUAAAGGAACUUGUUCGCAGUGAUGGCGAAGGAGUUGCAAAAUUCCCCUUGCCAACAGUUAUUAAAGGGGAUAGGUCUGCAUGGAGAACAGAUGAAGAAUUUGCAAGAGAAAUGCUUGCAGGAAUGAACCCUGUCAGCAUCAGUCUUCUUCGAGAAUUCCCUCCAGCAAGUAAGCUUGACUCCAAAGUCUAUGGAAACCAGGGUAGUUCGAUAACCAAAGAUCACGUUGAAAACAAACUAGAAGGGUUAACAGUAGAUAAGGCAAUUAAGACCAACAGACUGUUUAUAUUAGAUCAUCAUGAUGCAUUAAUGCCUUAUCUGAGGCGAAUAAAUGUUGCAACAACAAAAAUUUAUGCAACAAGGACACUACUGUUCUUGCAAAACAACGGCACACUGAAGCCUUUGGUGAUUGAAUUAAGUUUGCCACAUCCAGAUGGUGAUCAAUAUGGCGCCAUUAACAAAGUAUACACUCCUGCCGAAGAGGGAACUGUUGAGGGCUCCAUUUGGCAAUUGGCUAAAGCAUAUGUUGCUGUGAAUGAUCAAGGCUUUCAUCAGCUCAUCAGCCACUGGUUGAAUACACAUGCAUCAAUUGAGCCCUUUGUCAUUGCAACAAAUAGGCAAUUGAGCGUGCUUCAUCCAAUCCAUAGGCUCCUCCAUCCUCACUUCCGGGAUACUAUGAACAUAAAUGCCUUUGCCAGACAGAUUCUUAUCAAUGGUGGUGGGAUUCUAGAAAGAACUGUUUUUCCAGGACAAUACUCAAUGGAAUUGUCAUCUGUGGUUUAUAAGGAUUGGGUCUUUCCCGAGCAAGCCCUCCCUGCAGAUCUAAUUAAGAGGGGAAUGGCAGUUGAGGACUCAAAUUCUCCACACGGUCUCCGCUUACUAAUUGAAGACUAUCCUUAUGCUGUCGAUGGCCUUGAGAUCUGGUCAGCAAUCAAAACAUGGGUUACAGAUUACUGUGGCUUCUACUACAAAACUGAUGACAUGGUCCAAAACGACAAUGAACUUCAGUUGUGGUGGAAAGAAGUUCGCGAACAGGGACAUGGUGACAAGAAAAAUGAACCUUGGUGGCCCAAAAUGCAGACUCGCCAAGAGCUCAUAGACUCAUGCACACUAAUCAUAUGGAUAGGGUCUGCACUUCAUGCAGCAGUCAAUUUCGGACAAUACCCUUAUGCAGGGUACCUCCCAAACCGCCCUACUCUAAGCCGUCGAUUCAUGCCUGAACCAGAUACACCUGAGUACGAGGAGCUUAAGGCCGACCCUGAUGGCGUUUACCUCAAGACAAUCACUUCUCAAUUGCCAACACUGCUUGGCAUAGCCCUGAUUGAAAUAUUGUCAAGGCAUGCUUCUGAUGAACUAUAUCUCGGACAACGAGACAUCCCAGAUUGGACAAAAGAUGUUGAGCCAUUAAACGCAUUUGACAGGUUUAGCAAGAAGCUGGAGGGGAUUGAGAAGAAAAUUGUUGAAAUGAAUAGUGACCAAAAUCUGAAAAACAGAGUUGGACCAGUGAACAUGCCAUAUACUCUGCUUUAUCCUACAAGUGAACCUGGACUUUCUGGCAAGGGCAUUCCUAACAGUGUAUCAAUCUAAAUUCUAAGCCUUUCCAGUUUCGAGUGCAUAUUAAAAAUGCAUUGUGUAGGUAUAAGUUCUCUUCAUAUUUGUUACUACUGUGAUCAAUAUUGCACCAGUGAAUAAAGUGUUGUAGCGGGUGUUGUAUGUUUGUUUUUUCAUAUAAUGAAAAUCUGAAUAAAAAUUUCUCACUGUUUUUUUA
Messenger RNA from Daucus carota subsp. sativus, 2923 nucleotides. RefSeq names its product probable linoleate 9S-lipoxygenase 5. The transcript has 9 exons. NCBI's taxonomy places the organism in Eukaryota, Viridiplantae, Streptophyta, Magnoliopsida, Apiales, Apiaceae. Gene Ontology annotation, molecular function: metal ion binding; oxidoreductase activity, acting on single donors with incorporation of molecular oxygen, incorporation of two atoms of oxygen; protein binding. The record is from RefSeq and is a predicted model, not a curated record. The coding region runs from base 154 to 2742 and encodes 862 amino acids. Gene Ontology annotation, biological process: lipid oxidation.